GUGAGAUCUGAAGCGGACCGCACGAGACGCUGGUGUGUCUGGCGCUCUCACUCACCGACAUGUCUUACAAAGUGAGUAGAAGGAAUCGCUCAGUGACGUCCGCCUGCACGCAGCUGCACGCCAAGGAAAUGUGAUGGCCAUGCGACACUUGCUCGAUUCGGGAAAAGUUCACAUCGACUCGCACGACAAGGAAGGAACAACUCCUUUAAUGAUGGCUGCUGCCGCCGGUCACGUCGAGUGCUGUCGAGAGCUCAUUAGUCAGGGUGCUGACCCCACUUUGCGCCGAAAGACGUCAGGAGCCAGUCCCUUAUUUUUGGCCGCCCAGGGAGGUUUCAACGAUAUCGUCAGUCUACUCCUCCGGGCUGGGGCCCCAGUGGAUGCUCAAUGCAAGGACGGCGGAACAGCUCUAAUGGUCGCUUCACAACAAGGCUACGCCGAUGUUUGCCUCGAGCUGAUAAGCACCGGUGCCGACGUCCACCUACAAAUGAAGGAUGGAGCUACUUCGCUGUUUCUGGCGGCCCAGAACGGACACGCCAAAAUCGUAGCUCUGCUCUUAUCCUCUGCUGCAGAUAAAGACAGCUCCGCAUUAUUGGUCGAGGAGAUGAUCAAUAGACGACGGUUGGACGGAGCCACGGCGUUAUGGAUGGCCGCACAAAUGGGCUUCGAUUAUGUUGUUCGGCUCUUGCUGAGAGCCGGAGCAAAUCCUAACAUCAUUAGAAACGAUGGAGUAUCGCCGCUUUUGAAAGCUAGCCAAAAGGGUCAUGUCGAUGCUGUUAGAGAGUUAUUGCAAUCUAAUCCGUCUUUGGGAUUGAGCCAGAAUGGAGACAGUCCACUUUACGCCGCUGUAUUGAGGAGAGACGUGCCAAUCGUUCGAAUUCUUUUAAGGGCCGGUGCCGAUGCACACUUACCGACCACUACUCGAUCGUUACUCAGUCCGAAAGCGCUGGCCGAGAAACUUCGUUUCUGGGAAAUAACACAAUUGUUUGACACAACGGAAUCGGGUGAAGAUUCCAGUUCUUCAUCGCCGACAAUGUAAAAAUCUAAUCUUGCUGUCUAUAAAUAAAACAUUUCCGAAAUUUUGAAUUUCUUUAUUGUGGUUAGUAUAUAAUAACAUAUAGCGCCCAACGUGUACACUUUAUGGCAAACGAGAAAAGAAGGAAAUGUUUUUGAGACCAGAACCAGCGAAUGUAGACAAAAUAUUUGUUUGAAACACUCAAUUAAAACAAACGAAAAUUGGAAACGAAAAGAAGGGAGAACCAAGUCAAAUUCGAGGGAGGAUCACGAUACCGUAUUAUAUGUAUAGCAGAAGUAAGUUGAAUGAUUGAUUCAUUGAAUAAUCGUCGUUUCGGCGUGCACCUUCGUUGGGCAACAACAAAUGACUUGAUCUAAGGUUGGCCGAUAGAAACCGAUUCAGCAUUUUACAGGUCCGGAACAGAAUGAUCCAU
Messenger RNA from Daphnia pulicaria, 1445 nucleotides. Its product is annotated as ankyrin repeat domain-containing protein 29-like. NCBI's taxonomy places the organism in Eukaryota, Metazoa, Arthropoda, Branchiopoda, Diplostraca, Daphniidae. The record is from RefSeq and is a predicted model, not a curated record. The transcript has 8 exons. The coding region runs from base 134 to 1036 and encodes 300 amino acids. Gene Ontology annotation, molecular function: protein binding.